This is a messenger RNA of Mycena citricolor, 768 nucleotides long. The record is from the annotation of a GenBank genome assembly. Lineage: Eukaryota; Fungi; Basidiomycota; Agaricomycetes; Agaricales; Mycenaceae.
CCGUCACCUGUCUGGCUUCUGUGCGCAGUUGCAUGCUGCACCUCUGUCGCAAUCCGUCAACGAUGCAAUCGAAUCUGCAGCGGCGAGAGUCACACACUUUUUUAAUCCCCCAUCCUUCUUAUCAGCAACUGCACUCCAAGCAGCGUUAUGAUCCCUGACUAUUCACCCCAGAUGGCCCGCUUCACAGGUGAAGCCGGCGCAGCCCUCGUUUUCCUCAUCGCUUACCUGGCGAUCUUCGCGUGGAUGCUCUUUGCAUACCUCACCCACCGCAUCAAGUGGCGCUCUCGCUACUCGCUUGUCUUCUUCCACGUCACCGUCCGCCUCGCCUCGCAGGCAUGCGGGAUCGCAUUUGGCAUCCUCGGGUUCUCGAACACGAGUGUGUUUCUGGCAUUCCUAAUUCUCGGCGCAGAGGGCCCCCCACCGAAGGUGCUCUGCGCGUUCCGCUUCGUCGUGUCCUGGCACCAACACAAUCUCUCCAGUGGCGAAUCCUGGCUCGAGCCCCGCGAUCCGCCCAACACGAACAAAUGGCGCAAGGGCCUCAUCUUCACGCUCCUCGGACCGCUCGCGUUCGUCGUCUACGGCGACCACCCGAUGGUUUUCUUCCACUCCGCGCUCGUCGCCGCCAACGUUGCCAUCAUCGUCGGUGGCUCAUACCUCGCCGGCGUCGACUACACCGACCUGAACUCGGCCGACGCACGCCACAGGAUGCUCGUGUCGCGCAUCACGCGCACCACCGGCCAGAGUGUGUUCCUCGCAGCCAACUGUUGA